Messenger RNA from Ostrinia nubilalis (European corn borer), 8562 nucleotides. It is a transcript of the gene trc, whose product is annotated as serine/threonine-protein kinase tricornered. Gene Ontology annotation, biological process: intracellular signal transduction; peptidyl-serine phosphorylation. The record is from RefSeq and is a predicted model, not a curated record. Bases 406 to 1785 code for a protein of 459 amino acids. The transcript is spliced from 11 exons. Gene Ontology annotation, molecular function: ATP binding; protein serine/threonine kinase activity. Lineage: Eukaryota; Metazoa; Arthropoda; Insecta; Lepidoptera; Crambidae.
GUCUGACAUCUUUCUUUGUGCAAUUUAUGUCGGGUCGCUCAUGAAAUAUCCCGUUAUUUCCCUUUCGUAAUUCAUCUAACAAAGGCAUUAUCUAUUUGUGACGAUCGGCCGUGGUUAGUGGAGCAAGAGCUAAAAAUCCGCAAGCGCUGGGUUCAGUGACACCGUGCCACGAAAUAUUUUAUUUUGAUCGUUUUUAGAAUAUCGAUUUUAGACACCGUGUGCAAGAUACAUGUUUAUAUGAAGUUUAUUUAUUAGUGUGAACGAGUGUUUGGCGAACAAGCAACAAGAUUUUUGUGUCACGGUCCAACCCAAGAGUGCGCCGUGUCUUGGGGGAAAAGCACCCCGGGCACUACGGUGGCCCCAGACACACCGGCGCCAGCGCCCCAGCCUCCGGGGGUGCUGGAGAUGACGGGCACCGAUAACAUCCGGUUCAGCGGGCACACGCUGGACAAGGCCACCAAGGCCAAGGUCACCCUCGAGAACUUCUACACAAACCUCAUCACCCAACACUAUGAGAGGAAACAGAGGCUGGAGAAACUGGAGGAGUCGCUCAAAGAUGAAAGCCUGUCGGAGAGCCAGAAGCAGGAGAAGCGGCAGCAGCACGCGCAAAAGGAGACCGAGUUCCUGCGGCUGAAGCGUUCGCGGCUCGGCGUCGAGGACUUCGAGCCGCUCAAGGUGAUCGGGCGCGGUGCGUUCGGCGAGGUGCGGCUGGUGCAGAAAAAAGACACAGGACACGUUUACGCGAUGAAAAUCCUCAGGAAGGCAGACAUGUUGGAAAAAGAACAGGUGGCACACGUGAGAGCCGAGCGCGACAUCCUGGUCGAAGCGGACCACCAGUGGGUGGUGAAGAUGUACUACAGCUUCCAGGAUCCCAUGAAUUUGUACCUCAUCAUGGAGUUCCUGCCAGGAGGCGACAUGAUGACGCUGCUCAUGAAGAAAGACACGCUCAGCGAGGAGUGCGCGCAGUUCUAUGUUGCAGAGACCGCGCUGGCCAUAGACAGUAUACACAAGCUUGGGUUUAUACACAGGGACAUAAAACCAGACAACCUAUUGCUGGACGCGCGCGGGCACAUCAAGCUGAGCGACUUUGGACUCUGCACCGGUCUCAAGAAGAGCCAUCGCACCGACUUCUACCGGGACUUAUCGCGCGCCACCCCUUCUGACUUCAUAUCGACGUCGUCGUCCGCGAUGGAUUCCAAACGGCGCGCCGAGUCCUGGAAACGGAACCGCCGGGCGCUCGCGUAUUCGACCGUGGGAACCCCCGACUAUAUUGCCCCCGAGGUGUUCUUACAGACGGGAUACGGGCCCCAGGCGGAUUGGUGGAGCUUGGGAGUCAUAAUGUAUGAAAUGCUCAUCGGCUACCCGCCAUUCUGUUCCGAGUCGCCGCAAGAAACGUACCGCAAGGUGAUGUCGUGGCGGGAAUCGCUCACCUUUCCGCCAGAAAUACCGAUCAGUGAAGAGGCGAGGGACACCAUACUACGGUUCUGUUCUGAGCCAGACCGCAGGCUAGGCUCGCAACGCGGCAUCGAGGACGUGAAGUCGGUGCCGUUCUUCCGCGGCGUGGACUGGAGCCACGUGCGCGAGCGGCCGGCCGCCAUCUCUGUGGAAGUGCGCUCCAUCGACGACACGUCCAACUUCGACGACUUCCCCGACGUCAAGCUGGAGAUCCCCGCUGCCCCAAUAACGCAAGACGGCGAGGUGGCAUACAAGGACUGGGUGUUCAUAAACUACACGUUCAAACGGUUCGAGGGGCUCACGCAGCGUGGCACGCCCACCAAGAAGUGAACCCGCGGCCCGGCAGAGGUAACGCCCACGCACUGACGUCACACACAAAGUACGCGCCCGCUCUGCUGACGUCACGUAUUACAUGUUAGGGAAUAUGUAAUACAUCAGGCUACAAUAAGCACUAGUUAUAGAUUUAUGUAUUCCGCUGCCUUGACACUCUAGUGGUUAAUCUUGUAAGACAAAUGUGGAUUGCAAUCACUCCAUGUCCAUAUGUUUUCUCGUGGCGAUCGUUUUUGCCUUUACAAUUUAUUGAUGACUCCUUAGAUGCUAAUCAGUCAGUCCGCAAAUAGACACUCGGCAUUCGUAAUGGUGCUCUGGGCAGCGAAUUACUAAAUGAAAUACCAUUUAUUUAUUCGCAAUGCAAAUAUUGUCAAUGCCUCUAGUUUUAAAACUUGUCCUAUCGAAUCACUCUGUGUUUAACCAAUCCGUGUGGCAUCCAAAGUAGCCAAAAAGUUGGCAAAACGUCUUUGUUACAAUUGGAAUAAGGUUGUGUUGUCAAUUUUUUGGCCUAUGGGUGUCGCGAACUAUUUGACGCUGACUGUAUACGACUCACCAAAUCAAAUCUUUUCAUCAAAUUCAUUGUUUUGCGUAGAUUUGGUAUAAAAUUAUAUCGAGCACUGAUCUCGUCUCCAUAUUCUAUACCAAAGUCAUCUGGCUUCAAUAAUUUCAGAAUCUAAGCUAUAUUAUCAAAAUAUCGAAAUAAUAUCAUAUCUGGCUGUCAUUAUUGUCUAAUAGAUAAGUCUAUCAGUCCGUGUCAUGUUCUAGAACGAGUUAUGCCUUGUCAUCAGAGAUGAGCAUUAUCAAUAUCUGUUCAGUUUUAUGACUAGAGGCAAAUGUAAUCUUUGUAUUUACAAUACAUGAUUAAAUUAUUUUAUUUAAAGUCCGAUAUAACUAAAACGUAACAUUAUUUAUGAUAUGUUUUAAUUUAAAUGCAAAAAUGAUUUAAAACAAAGUCCUUUAAAGAUUAUUAUAGCAUAUUUGUGAUUUUAAAUCUUAUUAAAUAUAUUUUUGUGAUUUUGGAAAGUAAUUAAUUAUAUGAAAUAAUAAGUCUUGGAAACAGUAGAUACUAUUUACAUACUAUAAUAUGAUCUUUCAUUUAAUUGCAAAAGCUUAAGACACACAAAUGUAUCAUUAUGUUUGAUAUUGCGUUAGUUAGUUCUAUUAAAUAAUUAUUAUUACGAGCAUUAGCAUUGAUGAUUUAAAUUUUUGAUUAUAUAAUGAACUAAUACAUUAAUUAUUACACGUAGCGUAGAUAAUUGUUUUGAGUUAUUAUUUAUUAUUAUGCUAUUAUUACAACGUCUACGUAUAUUUAAAAUAUAACGCGAAUUAUUUUCAUAAAUCCUUGCCAAUUAUAUUGUAGAAUUACACACAUAUUCUUCUAAUAAUGUACUUCUUACUGAGCAAUUUUUAAAAGACAUUUCGUAUAGAAAUAUCUUUUGAAUUGUCGUCUAAAAUAACCUAGUUGUAGUAAAUAUUACCUCUGCUCGGUUUACCUAAGAACACGUUAGUACGCCGUAGGAGUGUCCUACAACACCUGACUUGCCUAAGGCACUCACUGACAUAAUAUAGUUUUUCUAUAUAUAUUUUGUUACGCAGUCAAAUGUGUAUAGCUUUAUAAAAUUUGCGGUCGACAAUACUUGAUGAGUCGCACGCACGGGGCUUGUAUUCGCUUUUUGGUAAUAUUUUUUGAUGUAUUGAUUUGAACUGUAUGUACUAAGCUUAACAUGAGUUCACUUUAAUACUUGUAAGUGAAUAUACGUCUUGAAUUACUACAAAAUUGUAUAAACGAACUUGAAAAGUUAAUACAAGACCCGUGCGGGAAACGGCUUAGACCAAGCUCAUGUAAUCUUUAGCGAGUGAGCAAUAAGGUUGGCAUUACAACAUCCAUAAAGUUAAGGCUAAUGUCAAAUGUGGUGGCGCGGGCGCACGUGGGAGGCGUCGCGACAAGAUGGCGGAUGUUGCUAACUGUCACUGAUAUUACUGCGUAAGAGAAUUCUCGUCAUAAUCUGCAUAUCUCGGUUUACUUCAGUUUAGAAUUAAUUUUUAGCUGUAAAAAUAUUACCUACAUGUCAUAAGACAAUUAGCCUUUGAUAAGCAAGCUUUUCAUUCUUUCUUCAAACGGUAGUGUGUUGUUCUCCUUUCACAUAUCACACAGUUCAGUGCAAGCUCAUGCUCAGUGAUGUUUUGGGUUACCUGUAAUUCUUAACUGCCUUUCUCUUCACGGUAGGUUUUAAUCUUUUUGUAUAAAGUGAUAAGAAGCCCAUCUAACCAAAGGGUCAGUUCGAAUCUAUGGAAAGGACGAUUCGUUGACUUAAUAACCGUUAGAGGUUUGUUUGUAGAUAAAGAUCAAGUGAUGGUAUUUCUAUAUUUAAAGUAGAGGUGUAAACUGGAGUAGACUGACCGCAGAGGUUCGGGCGCGCCGCGUUUAUGCGCGACAUGUUUUAGAGUAUUAGUGUUCGCAUUUCACAUUGAUUUAGCAGUUUAUGUUGUAUGUAUUAUUGUUUUGCGUAGAUCCCAUUAUGACAAUCAAAUUGUGCUUAAAGUUGGUAUAAGGAGGAUGCGAAGCAGACACGGGUUGAUACCGUUUUUUUAGAGCGCUACGGCGCUGUUAGGCCCAGAACAGACGGUGAAACGCAACUGCAACGAAACUGCAACUUUCUGAUGAUUCUUAUGAAUGAAACUGACUCUGAAAGUUUCAAACUGGUCGCGUCAUGUGUGGUCUCUCAACGGACGCUAUAGCAGAAACUUAGAUGCAACUCAAAAGUAACUAGCAGUUGCAGUUUCGUUUCACCGUCUGUUCUGGGCCUUACACGAUUGAUUGCUCGGCGGCACAUGCCGGCGAUAUGAGGAUAAUUAUGUCCGUACUGUCUUAUUCGCUAAACGGCUUCAGCAAGGUGACAGGCGACCUGUCGGUGCUGUCUCUGACUCGACUGAACCGACCUUUAAUUUCUUCAAAUGGCGUACAGUUUACAAAAGUUUAUGAGGACGACUGGCAAAUAUGGCAAUACAAAUCUAGGAUACACUGAGGGAGCUUCACGUCUCUAAUUUCUAGUCUGUGACGGUAUAUCGGUUGUUUGACAAAUAACAGAUGAGUAUUGUCUCGAGAGGCAAUACAUUUUACGGAACUGUAUCGAAGAUUAUUAAGAGUGUACAUCAAAUAUUGAUUUGUUAACCGAUAUAUCGUUUCCGACGAACGUCUCAUUACUUUGAAAAUAAAACACCACUAUGAUUAAUUAUUUUUAUGUUAGUUAAUUGAAGCAAUAUUAUUGAAAUCAACAUAAUCAAAAUCUUAUUUAGAGCUUUUGCUAUUAUUGAUUGCCAGAGUUAUCGAUUGAAACUUGACUAACGAAUCGCUGUACAAGUCGUCAGGAAUGCUUGCACCGCGGGACUUAUCUACGUGAAGUAUAUUAUAUUAUUUUACCUCUAUAUUAUACAUAAUGAUAUAGUUAUUAUAAAAUGAAAAUAUAUAAAACAGUAGUAAACUAUCAAUUCUAACGCAAUAGCAAUCCGUCCAAAAUUAAUUUAACUAUCAUACGGAAAAUUAAUUUUAAAUAAUAUUUACCUUUAAUAUAUCUCUUCGAGUUGUAUAUUAAUAUAAUUUAUAAAAGAAACUUUAGUAUUAUAUUUUAAUGUGAAAUGUAACGGACAAAAGUCAUUCUUAUGAUGAUAAAUAAAGGAAAAAAAGAAAUUGGCUGCAUACACGCGAGCAAGCAUUUCUGACGACAAAUUAAUUUGUAUACACAAAUAUUAAGUCGUGCCAAAAAUCAAGUUAGACUCGGUUCAAAAUGUAGUCGUAUCAUUUGCUUGUCAACACAUUCGUGCUAAAAUAUGAUUAAUUACUUUACUAAUUUGCUGCGAACGUGAUUUGACUAUAGGUACGACUUCACUAGCUAAAUAGUUGCUUCCUGUCACCCUUUCAUGUAUAUAUUUAAUGCUAAUGUUAACAUACAUAUCCGCUAUUGGUAUUGCCAUAAGACGAGGUGAGGAUAUUUGGAAAUACGCUUAGAGUUGCCGGUGUUGACUUGCAUUUGAAUAUUCUCUAUUCCUAUGGUAAUACGGUUGUCAAAUCUCGUCGCGUACGGACCCCUCAGCGGUGUUUCUUGCCGGUAGCGUAAGUACAAAGUUCCGUAGUGAGUAGGGAGGGGGGUGUAGUUGCGGAGUCCUUUGCUAAAGCCCGGUCUCUGAGCACGUAGAAUUUUGUCCAAUGACCCCAAGCUACCCAUCCUUAUCGCUCGCGCGUAAUUAUGUUGCUGUUGCGCUCGCACACUCACUGCGGGCGCCCGUCGCACAGUCGCGACAGCAAUAUAAUUACGCGCGAGCGAUAAGGAUGGGUAGCUUGGGAUCAUUGGACAAAAUUCUACGUGCUCGGCGACCAGACUAUAUACGUAAACACGCUGGGGCCUGGCAGAGGAGGGUUUGUUUGUGGAAACGUCAGACUAGGCAACCGUGAAAUAGACGUCCUUAACAAUUCAGUUCUUUAUGAUUAUUAUUUAAUAAAUAUUUUACAUUUAUAAUAAUCUUAAACCACAUACAAAGCCUACAUUGUUAAACCCUAGUCCGGUUCGGCCAUACAACGUCGGGCUCGCGUGGGCGUACGAUGUAUCUUUACGGUGACUUUAUUAGUAAGAAUACUGAACUAAACUCUACGUAGGUAACAUUUACAAUGGUUCUUCGUUUGUGAUGGAUUCUCUAGAAUCAUUUGUGCUGAUUUGUAAGUUUACAUUUUUACAUCUGACGCAACGCUGCGAUGCGAUGCGGCCCGGCGUCCGCAAGCCCACAGCCCACACACUAACAUGGUCCUGGUUUUAUUGCACUACUAUAAGAUACAUUAAUAAUUCUCAUUACGUAAUAUCAACUUGUACAAACUUAUAAUUCUCUUGAUUUUUUUUUGUUAGUUAAUACCAGUACAGUUUUAGUUGUACUCUUGUGCUUAGUGAACUAAUAAAGAAUUUGGUGUUGUAUAAUUUUAAUUAUUCGAUUAUAGUGUCUAAAUUCAUGUUUAAUUUAAGUAAAUUAUUAUGGUCAAUGUUUUGUAAAAUUUCCUCUUUGGGUGAUGACGACAGAGAGCUCCGGACACCGAUCCUCAUUAAAAAUUCAAUAAUACAGACUGAGUCAUCUCUUAUCUUGUUUUUAGUUAUAAAAAACAUGUAAAUGGCUGUAUGUGUCAACUUGUAGUCCUCUCCUAAAAUAUAACAUUUACUGUGACCUCUUAAAUGUAAACGUUUCUAUUCAGAGUCGAUCUCUAGCUUCGAUUGUUAGCGUGAACAAAGAGCCAUUGAAUUGAACUAAGCAGACCCUUAAUUAGAGGAAGCGCUCGCUAGGGAAUGACCAAAGUCCGGCGUUUAUCUGUCGUCAGCGCCACUCGUGUUGAAUGCGCGCGCGGCGGCCGCCAUCUUGUGGUUGUCUUGUGUACAAACGGCAGCGCAUCAAGCUUAACACCAUGGCGUCUUACGUAGUUGUAAGGGCUUGUUCCCGUUUUUGCAGGAUCCCGUUUAGUAGUAUACAUACAUGUUUUAUUAACACUAAAGUUCACACGAACAUCCCGUUUGUAGUGUCCCGCAAAAAACGGAAUUUUUUGAAUUUGUAAUUCGAAUUUCAAAUUCACACAUGACAGUCCAGUUUUGCAGGAUGCUGCUUUACUGAAUCCCGCAAAACUGGAUUGUCAUGAGAACGAGCCCUUACGUACUUGUAACAGAUACCAUUCUGCAACUAAAUGUAUUCCGAUGUACUGUCGACUGUAAGUACCUAUUAUUUCGUAUUUCUUUGAAAUACCAAAUUUAAUUUGUUAUAUUGAAUGAUUUAUGUACAAAUUGUUUAGUUUAUAAGUUUUUGACAUCACAUUUCGAUUUAAAAUAUUAAUAAGUAACGAAAUCAAUGUGAAUUAAUUGUUUCGUGUUACAACAGAUACAUAAAACUAUUGGAAUUAUAUGGAUUCAUCCCUUCUUAUCGAGUCACGUACAGUACCUUUGCUAGAAACUUUUUUAAAUCAAAAAGUGUGUUUUAAUGUGUGCCGUUACAGUACACCCGUAAUUAAUUUCUGUAAUAUUCUGUUAAUUUGUCUGUUGGUUAUUUAAACCACAGACAGUUAAAAAUGAAUUAUUUCUGCUGAUAUGUUGGUAACGAAUUAUAAUUCAUUUAUCAAUUAUACACUUUAUAUUUUACUCUAUUGACAUUUUCCACUGUGUUAUGAUCUUGAAUAUUUGUUAAUGAUUUCGUAUAGGCUGCGUUGGCCGUACUAUAAGACAUGAGCUAAGUCGUCGCGGCGCAAGUAACACGAACCUAAGUGAAUACGUUAUACUCUUACUGUAUUUAGCACAUUACAGACCAACAAAGUUAUGUUCUAUAUUGUUUCUGUAAGUACAUAGAUACGGGGGCAUGUAAAGCCUUGACAAAUAGCAUCGAGUUGUAAAUUAAAAGUAUCGUUUUGGAGGCUCCAGCUUUGUUUGCGCUACGAACAGAAUAAUUGAUUACGAGCUUAGUUCGCGAACGCAUAGUGUUGUCCCUUCGUUGGUCCGACAUGCCCUGUACAUGUACCUGUACCGUGAACAUAGCACCUUAUUUAUUAGUGUUGUUAAUUCAAUUUUAUUGACGUGCGAAGGCAUUGUAGAGCACGCGACCUCUCACAUGAUUGAAAUUAGCUAUUUGCUUUGUUAUUGUUAUCAAAGAUAAAAAAUAUGAAUUAUUUAAUUUCGUAAAUUGUAAGUUUUUGAAGUAUUUUGUUUAAUACUUAUUGUUUCUUCCAUGUGAUUAAGAAAGUGGCAAUACAAAUAAGCAUUA